AUGGCGGUGAUGGCGAUGGUGAUAGUGAUGGUGAUGGCGAACAUCGUCAUCAUCAUCGUCACCACCGCCACCGCCACCACCAUCAUCGUCAUCAUGACCACCGCCGGCGCCAUGACGAGUCGAAUGGCCACGAGGAGAGAGCAGAGGAUCCACCCAGGCCUGGCCGCCAAGGCCCAGCUGGUCCGACGGUUUGUCGACACUCUCUACCGCCACCUGGCCCUUCCACGCCUCCGCGCCGGCGAUCGCCAGCAGCCCGCCCAGCACCACCGCGAUCUCGAACCGUGCGACCAGCCUGGUCCUCCCGCCGACAUGUCCGCCCAUUGUCAGGUCUCCGGAGAGCGGCACCCGAGCAAAGGCGCAGAUCGAAAGCUGCGCGUGGUGGUGGCGGGUGGCGGCCCUGCCGGCCUCCUCUCGGCCCUGGAGGCCUACAAGGGCGGCGCCCGCGUGUGCGUCGUUGAGAAGCGGCUGGCCUACACCAGAGACACCUGGUUCGACAUCUACGACCAACCUUUCUCGCGCGGCCUGGCCACCCUCGAGAGCUGGGGAUUCGGCUGGCUGGCCGCUGCGCGCCGCCUGCUCACUGCCGAUCUGCGCGGCUGCGGUCCGGAGAAUGGCCUCCUCGAGUUCCAGGACUGGCGGACUCCAUCGAAGACAACGCAGCAGCAGCAGCAGCAGCAGCAGCAGCAGCCUCAGCCGCCGCUGCCGGCGGGGGAGGAGGCGGAGGCGGGGGAGGAGGCGGAUGUGGUCGUGGGAGCGAUAACGGUGCGGGCGCGGGUGCUCGAGCAGUUCCUGGCCAAGGUGCUGCAGACGGUGGGCGUGCCUAUCCUCCACGCCUACGAGUUCGUGGCGCACUGCCCCGCCUCCACCGCCGCCUCCUCUGCCUCGGGGCGUGCCCUGUUCCAUGCCACGGCGGGGGUGCCGGCGGCGCACUACGCGCACCCGCGGGCCAACGACUCUGCGCUCUUCUGGUGCUCGCGUCCUCUGUCCGCCCUCACGCGCCGCUUCCACGCCCGCACGCCCGACGCGCGCGACAGUACCUCGCCGGCCGCCUUCCUGGCGCUGGACUUUGACGUGCUGGUCGGCGCCGAUGGCACGCAGAGCCGCGUGCGCCAGUUCUCCCGCGUUCCCUACCGACAGCAGAACAGCUUCCUCCUGGGCCACCACCACGUCACCCUCCCCGACCUACACCAGACCACCCUCAUCCUCAACUUUGCCCCGACGACACCACCCGCCGCCGCCAAGACCAGCAGCCGGCACACACCUCCACCCCUCCACCCCUCCACCUCCUCUCCCUCUCCCUCACCACCGGCGGAACCGAGCCCAGAGUGUCCACGGGUCAAUGAGAGGGUGGGCCAGGACUUUGCCGGGCUGGCCAUAGACGGCGUCACGUCCGUCUUCAAACGAUUCUACCAGGGGCACUGCCACAUGCAGGUCCUGUUCAGCCGCGAGGAGGGCCUGCGCAUCGUGCAGCGCUACCGGGAGGAGCGCGGCGGUGGCGUGAGCGCGGCGGCGGCGGCGACGACGAUGACGGCGAAUUCGGCUGCUGGCACCACCGAUGGCAAGCAGGAGGAGGAGGAGGACGUCUUCCGGCUGUGGCGCGCGCGGGGAUCCCAGGAGAGGGACGAUGCGGCGGCGGUGCUGCGGGUGGGCGAGGGAGAGGAGCUUCUCCUCCGCAAGCAUCGCUCCCCCGCCUCCCUCCAGCGCGCACUGCUCCUGCGCCCCACGGGGCGCCAGGCCAGCCCCACGCCCGUACCACUCGUGGAGCAGCAGCCGCAGCCGCCGAGGGAAGAAGACGCGAGUGUGACCACCGCGCAGUACGAUAUCUCGCUGUUCCCCAUCAUCGUGCGCAAGGCCGACGUUACGGCCCUGGCUGCGCAUCCCUCUACGUCUAAUGCUCUCGUCGUCCUCAUCGGCGACGCCGCCGUAUCCGCCCACUACCGGUUGGGGGUGGGGAUAAAUGCAGCGUUCGAGAGCGCGUGGACCUUCGGCAAGCUCGUGGGCGAUCUGCAGCACCUCAAGGCCCGCACCCACCAACUCGACGCUGCCCCGAUGGAAGCCCUGCGCCGCUCCUACGAGGAUGAAGUUCAGGCUCGCUUGGAGCGGAUGGUGCAGUUCCAGGUUUCGACCAUGGCGCUAGAGACGGUGUGCGACAUGGCCGUGUUCUUCGACCAAACGGCUCCCUCCCAAUUCGACUCGCAGCUCGUGUUCGCCAAGGACCGCCGGCUUCGCGACUACAUUGGCGGCGGCGGCUACGUCGGGUCGUCGUCCGCAGCAGCUAAACCGCUCUCGCCCGAGCAGAUCCUCCAUCUGUGCCCCGCCCUCCGCCCGUUUCUCAGUUCUCAGCACCAGCGGCACCAGCGGCACCGCAAGUGUUGA
This is a messenger RNA of Acanthamoeba castellanii str. Neff, 2376 nucleotides long. RefSeq lists its product as uncharacterized. Gene Ontology annotation, molecular function: monooxygenase activity. The record is from RefSeq and is a predicted model, not a curated record. The transcript has 9 exons. NCBI's taxonomy places the organism in Eukaryota, Discosea, Longamoebia, Acanthamoebidae. Bases 1 to 2376 code for a protein of 791 amino acids.